AUGGUCAAGUCCAACCCCAAGCCCAAGGCAAAGGGCAAGAAGGACGCAGCUGGGGGCGCGCAAAGCCAUAUCCGUGCUCGUCUGGACUACCUAUACAAUGCUGCGAUCUAUCUACAAUCCGUAGCGAAUCCUCAUCAUCCACAACCACCACUGGUUUGUCGACAGGCAGGCCAGAAUGAUGAGGGGGGGGAUUACACAGCACCGCGGAUAGUGCCACAUGUCGUGACCCCCAGCAGUGCAUCGGGCUUGGAAGCCGCGGGCCAGGACGCCCAAGCAACCACAGACCACCUGCCCCAACUGUCUCGAGUCUAUAUGUCGCAAAUGCGCGGCGUCUCUCUUAAAGCCCAGCUACGACUUCCGGUGGAUGUGAAAAGAUCGUUUUGCAAGCGCUGCGAUACCCAUCUGAUCCCUGGGACGACUUGUACUCAAGAGAUCAGAAACGCCAGCCGCGGCCGCAAGAAGCCCUGGGCUGAUGUGUUGGUCGUGCGUUGCUCUACAUGUGGGACAGAGAAGCGUUUCCCUCAAACAGAGAAGCGCAGCAAAAGGCUGCCUGAGCGUCGGGAAGAGGCCUUGCAGAAGGAGCAAGAGAAACCAACCGCGGGUGCCUGA
Messenger RNA from Aspergillus heteromorphus CBS 117.55, 609 nucleotides. RefSeq names its product ribonuclease P Rpr2/Rpp21/SNM1 subunit. Bases 1 to 609 code for a protein of 202 amino acids. The transcript has a single exon. Gene Ontology annotation, cellular component: nucleolar ribonuclease P complex. NCBI's taxonomy places the organism in Eukaryota, Fungi, Ascomycota, Eurotiomycetes, Eurotiales, Aspergillaceae. Gene Ontology annotation, biological process: tRNA processing. The record is from RefSeq and is a predicted model, not a curated record.